This is a messenger RNA of Aspergillus caelatus, 1998 nucleotides long. Its product is annotated as fungal specific transcription factor domain-containing protein. Gene Ontology annotation, molecular function: DNA-binding transcription factor activity, RNA polymerase II-specific; zinc ion binding; sequence-specific DNA binding. Bases 1 to 1488 code for a protein of 495 amino acids. Gene Ontology annotation, biological process: positive regulation of transcription by RNA polymerase II; DNA-templated transcription. The record is from RefSeq and is a predicted model, not a curated record. The transcript is spliced from 2 exons. NCBI's taxonomy places the organism in Eukaryota, Fungi, Ascomycota, Eurotiomycetes, Eurotiales, Aspergillaceae.
AUGACUAGAUCUGUGAACGCUACCUCCAGAGACUUCCAUGGAAUUCAGUCCGAUACUUCAUUUGCAAACUUACUCCUAUCACUUUCUGUCGUCGAGCCUAUCCCGAAAUUGUCUUCACAGUCAUUGCCGGCACGCCAUGAGAUUACACCGCUUCUGCAACAUUACUUUGACAAUUUGUUCACCCAAAUGCCUUUCUUCAGCGAGACAAAUUUCUGGACCUCCGUGGAUACUGUUUAUCAGGCUGGUGGUCGCUUUGCCAAGCCUAGUGACCAUUGGUUUCUUCGUUUGGUACUAGCAAUAGCUUCUGCAUCUAUAUCUCAUGAGAGCGGGGAUAGGAGCCAUCAGAGAGCUUUAUCUUUAAUUUCGGGAGCUUUGCCGUUCGCCGAGGAUGUUCUCCGCCCUGGAUCUGUUGUGGGCAUUCAGGCCAUACUACUGCUUGCCCAGUAUUCCCUCCUUGACCCUAAACAUUUUCGUGCGUGGUACCUCGUAGGAAUGGCCGCCAGGGCCUUGGUGGACUUAGGCUUACACCAGGACCCCCCUUCGGAGGUUCUGCCGGCCGAUGAACAGUUGGAUAUGCGCCGGCGUGUGUUCCACUGUGUUUACUGCAUGGACAGGAGUGUGAGCACUGCUUUAGAGAGAACUUUUUCAUUAUCGGAUGACUCUAUAAAUGUUGCCCUGCCAUCCACAUCUGGGUCUGCGAUGACAGGGAACAGUCAUAUCUUCUUACACAGUUCGAAGCCUGCGUGGGAGAUAGUCGAAAUCAGGGAGAUCCUAUCCUCGGCUUAUCAGACAAAGUAUUUUGAUGCCGAUGGCUUGUCUUUGGAGUCGGCGUGGCAACUGUGCUCAAGAGCUCGGGAAUGGUUCGAUAAUACACCUAAGAAUGUACCGAACUAUUUUCCAGUACUCUACAGAUCAGAGCUACUGUAUACCACGAUUAUGAUUCUUUCACCCUCACAGGAUUACUCCAAACUAUGUGAUUAUGGGAAGGUUCUACUCUUCGAUCGCUGCAUACAAUACGCCGCUGAACUUCAUCACAUCAUGGGAACACGAAACUGGUUACCUUUAAUGACUUCUCUCGAUAUUCGACGAAUUUAUCAGGUUAGCCGGCGACUUGUAGAUAUCCUACAGCAAAACUGCGAACUUGUCCUCAGCCCGUCCGUGCCCGUGCUUCCCUCUCUAUUCCAUGACAUUCCAAAACCGCCUAUGUUGGAGGUCUGUAACACUGUCAACUGCCAUGGCCGUGCUAUUGAGUGCCUAGAUCACAUCCAGAAGCUGCUACAAUUCGGUGCGAUAAAAUGGGAACUCAACGACCUUCUCGACGGUUUUCAACAGGACUCAGCAUCCGUCUGGAAACAACUGAUGGAUACUCCCGUUUCUUAUCUCCCGGGACCUGGUGCCUACAUGGCUGGCCCACGUACGAUUGUACCUGGCGCGGGGACUGUGUAUUCUGACCUUACUCUAGGGCAUUAUAAUCCUAAUGCCCGGUGAAGGGCCAACCAAUGUUUUUCUUUCUUCUAUUCUUGCUCUUUGCUGGUUAUCCAAUGUUGCUCCCCUAGUUUUGGUGGCAAGGUCUCGAUGUCAUGAUUUCCUAUCUUCGAGUUAUCGUGUUGAGCUUUUUGCCUAUCCUGAAAGCUCUAGGUCCCUGACAAUCUGGCUUGCUGAGCUCCAUUUUCAAACACUGAUUGACCUGUUGAUCCUUAUCCUCUUCUUUCAUCCUUGUUCAUUUUUCCAAGAAACUCAGUCGCUGUGUGGUGCGGAACGAGCGCGAUGUAGCAGGUGAAACUCAGCAUAUCCUCGUGAGUGGACUUUGGCAUGCGUUUCAGGUGCUCCUGUGGGGGGUUAAAGAAUCAGGGGGUCUACUGUUGCGGUAUGUGGCAACAUCAAGGCUCUGCGAAGCGUAUGGUCUUCUCCUAUCAGUGCCUCAUUUCCUGCGCCCCACUCCCCCCUAGUUCUUUUUGCUUUAUCUAUACGUCUUUCAUGUGUAUGGGUGUACGUGCU